Molecule: messenger RNA, 1835 nt
Organism: Zingiber officinale
Lineage: Eukaryota; Viridiplantae; Streptophyta; Magnoliopsida; Zingiberales; Zingiberaceae
Product: polygalacturonase At1g48100-like
Exons: 4
Coding region: 1-1500 (499 amino acids)
Biological process (GO): carbohydrate metabolic process
Molecular function (GO): polygalacturonase activity
Source: RefSeq, a predicted model, not a curated record
AUGGGAAUCCCCUGUGCAGUGCUUGCUUUCUGCAUUGCAAUCGCAUUCUUGUUGUUGAGUCCCCGCGGCGUUUAUGGAAGAAGCCAUUUCCACAAGGGGAAGCAAAGUCACAGAGGCAGAAGUGGUGGUCGAACAAUGGAGUCACAAGUCGGCUCCCCUUCGGUUCCGCCUACAGAAGACACUUCCACCGUAAUCUCUCCACCUUCCGAUGAGGGCUCUGACUCCUGCAUUUUCGACGUCCGAUCGUUUGGCGCGGUCGGCGACGGCAGCACCGACGACACAGAAGCGUUCCGUUCAGCAUGGAAGGCUGCUUGCGAGGUCGAGUCGGCCACGCUGCUCGUGCCAGCGGACGGAGUCUUCAUGCUCACUUCCACUAUCUUCUCCGGCCCGUGCCAGCCAGGACUCGUCUUCCAGGUGGAUGGAGUGAUCAUGCCGCCGGACGGCCCCAACUGCUGGCCGAAGAAGGACAGCAAACGGCAAUGGCUGGUGUUCUACGAGCUCGAAGGGAUGACUUUGGGAGGAGAAGGAACCGUGGAGGGGAACGGAGAAGAGUGGUGGAAACUCCCUUGUAAGCCUCACCGAGGUCCCAACGGAUCGACAUUGCCCGGAACUUGCGACAGCCCAGCGUUGAUCAGGUUCUUCAUGAGCUGCAAUGUGACAGUGCGCGACCUGAGAAUCGAGAACAGCCCCCAAUUUCACAUCAAGUUCGACGGCUGCGAGGGCGUCCAUAUCGAAGGCCUGUCCAUCAACUCCCCGGCGUUCAGCCCCAACACCGAUGGCGUCCAUAUCGAGAACACCCGGUCGGUUGCCAUAUACAACUCCAUGAUCAGCAACGGCGACGACUGCAUCUCAAUCGGCCCCGGCUGCGCCGACGUGGACAUCCAGAACGUCACCUGCGGCCCUGGGCACGGCAUCAGGUAUUGGAACUAUCAUCGUGAAAUUCCGUCGAGCAUUUUAUCGGGCACUGCUAAUUUAGGGGAAAAUUGCUGGAACAGCAUCGGGAGCUUGGGGAUGCACAACUCGCAGGCGUGCGUAUCGAACGUGACGGUGAGAAACGCGGUGAUCCGGAACUCGGACAACGGGGUGCGAAUCAAGACGUGGCAAGGGGGAAUGGGGGCGGUGUCAGGGAUCAGCUUCGACACGGUGUACAUGGAGAACGUGAGGAACUGCAUCAUCAUCGACCAGUACUACUGCUCCAACAAAGGCGUAUGCUCGAACCAGAGCUCGGCGGUGUACGUCUCCGGCGUGUCUUACUCCAACAUCAAGGGGACGUACGACGUCCGAAGCCCGCCGGUGCACUUCGCCUGCAGCGACACGCUUCCCUGCACCAACAUCACGAUGGUCGAGGUGGAGCUGCUGCCGCACGAAGGGGAACUGGUCGACGACCCCUUCUGCUGGAAUGCCUACGGCGCGAUGCAGACCGCCACCAUCCCGCCGAUCGACUGCCUCCAGGACGGCCAGCCGGAGGCCCUCCGGGAGAUGCCAAACCUAGGUUGCUAAUCAUUGGACCGGGUUCAUCGAAUCGGGCCGCACUUAGAUCCGCAUUUUUGCGGUCAGUUGAACCGCUCUUCUGUUGUAGAUCUACUAUUAUAUUAUAUAUGCUCCCCUCCCUUCUUUGGGUUGAGCCGGAGAACGUGGAGCCUAUUCAAUUUAAAAGACAAUGACAAACUCUCAUACAAUUGUUACCCUCUGUUUGGGAGGAUGUUUGGGAGGAGGUGACUGAAAGAAAGGGUAGGAUAAAUAGGGGAAGGAGAAUUUUGAUCCUUAUUUAGGAGGGAGUGAGUUACGGAGGAAAAUUAGUGAAGUUUUUUAAGUCCCAAUUUGGGAUAAAGAAG